Molecule: messenger RNA, 1447 nt
Organism: Microdochium trichocladiopsis
Lineage: Eukaryota; Fungi; Ascomycota; Sordariomycetes; Xylariales; Microdochiaceae
Exons: 3
Coding region: 95-1447 (450 amino acids)
Source: RefSeq, a predicted model, not a curated record
GGCGCGGCCCAGCCUACCGCACCUCGCAGAUCAUUUCUUUCGUCCUCCAUGGCAGGCUCUAUCCUUGGCCCACUUCCACAUUGUUUUCCAUACAAUGGGGCCUCGGAGCACCACGAGUCCCUUCUUUGGACUGAACGAGUCUGACCAUUCGGGAGUCCUGGCUACAGUCGUGGUCGUGAGCCAAGUGAUAACUCUCUUGACGCUCUCGUUCCGACUGUUAUGGUCGAGGCAUUUGCAGACAUUGAGGAACUACGACCACGCUCUCUGGGCUGCAUUCGUGCUGUUACUUGUGCAAAGUGGGCUCACCAUCUUUGUCGCCAAGCUGGGACUGGGUAAACACACUUCAACGAUUGAGCAUGGUGUUCUCGAUCAGAUCCGCAAGGUUCAGUAUGCGAUAUGGCUCGUCAGCAUCUUGGUGGUCCUAGCCACCAAGACCUGCAUCUGUCUUUUCAUCCAGACGAUCAACACUUUCGCAGGCGUCAAGACUGCCAACACUGUUCUUCAAGGUCUCAUUGGGGUGUUCUUUCUGUCGACUUUCCUGGCCACGGCUUUCCGUUGUCCGUUGCCAGACCCAUGGUUCGCGUCAUCAAAAGCGACAUGCUCUGCAGCUGCGCCGAUCUAUUUGUAUACAAUGGCGACGAGCAUCAUCACCGACGUGCUCGCUACCACGUUAGCAGUAACAAUGAUUGUGAGGGUCCAGACAGGCGUGCAAACCAAGGCAGUCGUCAUCGCUCUCUUUGGUUCCCGCAUCAUAUGCCCGUUUACCACAAUCCCCACGCUCUCGUACGGUUCCUCACAUAUCUACAACGGCGACGAAACUGAUUUCACCUGGGACGCGCUCUCCCCGCUACUGUGGCUGACCGUCACCUGCCACCUCUCCGUUAUCACCGCAUGCGUCCCGACACUAAAGAAACUCUUCGACAGCCUUCUUGGCAACACCCUGUCCAUCACGAUUGAUGCCCCGUACCAGCUCGAGCGCAUCGAUGGCAGGACCGGCUUUAACAUCACCGAGCGCGACGAAAUAACAGGCUCGGGCCGGGCCGGUGGAAGUUCUUCGGCUCGCGGCAGAUAUGGCCUGAAAUACAGUAAGAACAGCCGGUCGCAGAGCAGCAGGGGCAGUGGGUUUGGUUGGAAGGGGGUGCCGGGCGUGCCCACGAAGAGUAGCAUCGACCGGCCCAGUUUCUUUGGCGGUAGUCUUCGGCUAGGCGUCACUUCAACGACCGUGACGUCACCUCAUCAGGCAACGGAAAGCCAUGCGGGCGGUGGGUUCGAAAGUGUUUCAAGGCUCGGUGACAGGAGAGGUGGCAACAGCGAUAGCGCUGUGAAGGAACAGAGUGAGAGUGUGAAGGGUCUGACGGAGGGGGUCAUCAUGGUUCGUCAAGAGGUCGAUGUUCAACAUGACCACGGUGCGGAUCACGAUUCAUGGUCUUUACGGGACAGCCGAUGA